Messenger RNA from Fusarium coffeatum, 492 nucleotides. RefSeq lists its product as uncharacterized. NCBI's taxonomy places the organism in Eukaryota, Fungi, Ascomycota, Sordariomycetes, Hypocreales, Nectriaceae. The transcript has a single exon. The record is from RefSeq and is a predicted model, not a curated record. Bases 1 to 492 code for a protein of 163 amino acids.
AUGGUUCUCCUCCCCGAGACUCGCGAUCGAGUACAUGGUCACUACCUCUGGUUUUCAGUCCACCUGUGCGACUUCUACGAAAGGCUGGACAACAUGCCCAAAGUCCAAGCUGCAAUGGAUGAGCUCUGGGCCGACUGGUAUAAGCAUCAGCCGGUGACCUGCAUCAUGGACCCAGACUAUAAUGACCUCCUCAAAAUGUUUGCUCUGUGCAUGUUUACCAGCACGAGCUACACCCGCGACAACCCUGACAAGUCAACUUGGGGCGAGAUGUCUCAUCUCACGCGCUUCUGCAUCAAGAUGCACCUUGUUCUCAGAGAACUCAAUCAAGAUAGGCAUGGUGCUGGCUGGUACGACAGUAUCGAGGCCGCUAUGCACUAUGCGAAGCUGAGAAUCAAGAUACGGGUUUCUGAUGCUGAGUUUGCGAGAGAUAUGGAGACGCUCAGAAUUCAUGAUGCGAUGCUUGAUGAGGGACGGCACCUGCUGGGGCUUUAG